AUGCCGACAACUCAUGAAAGUGUUUGUUGUACGGAAAUCGGGCAAUUGUGGCAAAAAGUAGAGUAGCGAGGGCCUGAAACCCAGAUAAGUUGUAUCACUGAGCAUCCAGGUUUUCAGUCAAUUUGCCUUGAUUUCUGGGUGCUGGAGACGGCCAAUUGCGCGUACAGGCAGCAGCAAGGCACAGAUAAUCACACCGGAAACGAGUAAGCUUAAUGUUUUCUGUUUCAUCUGUUUUGUUACAUUUUGAGAUCGAUUUGCUUGGGUUGUUUUUGCCAUUGACUUAAUAAUACAGUUCUAGAGCUAGUUGUUUUUCGCUUCUUUCCUGGCAGGAAAUUUCGCUAA
Messenger RNA from Pocillopora meandrina, 342 nucleotides. Lineage: Eukaryota; Metazoa; Cnidaria; Anthozoa; Scleractinia; Pocilloporidae. The record is from the annotation of a GenBank genome assembly.